AUGCGCUCGAGGCGGGUGCCAACAGAGUCUCCCACAGUGGCGCUGGCCACCAGCCGCCGGACGCUGGUCGCCGCCUGCCGUGGGCAUCUGCUGCCUUUGAGCGCCCACGAGGGACCCGAUGGGGCCGGGAGCCGACGGUCGACCGAAGAAUCUACCAAGAUAGCAAUGAGAUCCGGGACUCCAGGGUCCGAGGGGAGUGGGAAGGACCAAGGCGCGGACCGGAGUCGCCCAGUGGCUCUGCAACGCGCGCGCAAGAGGCGGACGAGGGCGCCCCUGGCGGCAGCGGCUGUCGGUGACUGGGUCCCUCGAGAGCGAUUCUACCUUUGGAUUGACCCCUCUCACAGGACUCUGAUCUUUGAAAAGAUAGCUGAGAGUGGAACUCCCAUAUCCUCUUUUCAUCACAUCCUUAAUUCAAGCCCCCUGGAUACUUCCCUCUUUUUCGUUCACAAGCACUUCUCUCCCCCAUUUGUACCCCAGAGCAUCUCUUCCCAUGAAGGCUACACUCAGAUUAUCGCCAAUGAUCGUGGUCAUCUACUGCCUUCAGUGCCCCGUUCCAAGGCAAAUCCUUGGGGUUCCUUCAUGGGCACCUGGCAAAUGCCUCUGAAGAUACCCCCUGCUCGGGUGACCCUGACAUCCCGUACAACUGCUGGUGCUGCCUCCCUCACCAAAUGGAUACAGAAAAAUCCUGAUUUACUCAAGGCCUCCAAUGGCCUGCGUCCUGAAAUCUUAGGCAAGCCCCAUGAUCCAGACAGUCAGAAGAAACUCGGGAAGAAGUGUAUCACAAAGACUGUACAACAAGCACCAAGUCCAACUAUAAUUCCAUGCUCCCCAGCUGCCAGCCUCAAUUCCCCAGAUGAACUCCAAGGCUCACACCCCUCUGCAGGUCACACUCCAGGUCCCCGAAGCCCAGCCAAAUCUCCUAAGAGCCCACCUGGAAGCCCAUUAGAACAGUGGGCAGGUCCUAAUCUAGCUGAGGUCCAGAAAUACAAACCUGGAACUUCAGAAGGAACCAAGGGGCCAUACUGAGAAAACCUGUCUAGAGAUUGAGUGAAUGAAGUAAACAAGACACCCUAGUCAGGACUGUGGAACAGGGAAAUCAUGGGGUGAGAGUAAAAGCUAAUUUGGAAAAUAAACAUGGUUUGUUGAAUCUUUUA
Propithecus coquereli (Coquerel's sifaka) is the source of this 1154-nucleotide messenger RNA. It is a transcript of the gene CFAP126, whose product is annotated as cilia and flagella associated protein 126. The transcript has 6 exons. The record is from RefSeq and is a predicted model, not a curated record. Gene Ontology annotation, cellular component: ciliary basal body. Gene Ontology annotation, biological process: cilium organization. Lineage: Eukaryota; Metazoa; Chordata; Mammalia; Primates; Indriidae. Bases 1 to 1026 code for a protein of 341 amino acids.